AUGGCUUCCUACAGAAGUGGCCAGCUCUCACUUUAUUGCAACAAAUGCAACACACUUCUGGCCACGUCUGACAUUUUAAUGUUGGCCAGCAUACCACCGACACAGACGCACAUAGCUGUAAGAAACGAACACGAGGAGACAGCCUAUGAGAAGGUGCGAAAAAUCCCCAAUCCGGAUCCCAAGAGAGCUGGUUUUAGUCCGUACAGAACACUCUGCAAACAAUGCGGUGAUGUUAUCGGAACAGUCAGCAUUAUUGAAGAAGCAACACUGAUUUGUUUCAAGACAGAAAAGAUUCACUUCAGGCGAGGAUACGAACAAAUUAAAGGGAAGAAGUUAAAGCAGAUUAAGGAUAAAAUUAUACAGUAUGGCCUUGAAGUCGUUAAUGUGUCGCAGCUAAGUGGAACGAUUUCACGGGCAGUCACGCAUACACGGACACCAGCACAACCUCUUGUCUAUUGUGACGUCAACCUCAGUACAGAAGAAAUUUUAUCCUUGACAAAAGAUGCACCCAGAGGAUACCAACGAGAGCUCUUCUUACAGGCCAUACGCAGGAAUACUCUGGUCUACUUGCCCACGGGCUCAGGAAAGACGCUGAUAGCGGCAAUGGUUUUGAGCUGUAUGAAGAAGCUUAACCCGGACAAAUUGAUGGUGUUCCUCGUUGACAGAAUCCCCCUGGUUUACCAGCAGAGUGAAUAUAUCAAGUCACAGGUACCAGAUUUAAGGGUGGAGAUACUGGCCGGGGAUAUCGGACGUUUCCCAGGGGAUAAAUCACGUUGGAUAGCAACCAUUCAAGCGCUUACAGAAAACAAGAUCGAUCUUCUGGUGAUGACGAGUCAAAUUCUCAUAAAUCUGAUGGCUGAUGAGUGUCCUGUAUUGCGCAUGUCCGACAUAUCCGUGCUGGUUUUCGACGAGGCACACCAUUGUUUGGGAAACCACAGCUACAAUCAAAUUAUGAGAGAUUACUACAAAACCACGAGCAACAGGUUUAAGCCGCUGGUGCUAGCGCUGACUGCAUCUCCCGCCGGAGCAGACAAGCUGGAAACCACACAGACGAAAAUCGAAGAACUGCUUUCAAAUCUGUGUGCAUGCGCGCGCAUGCCUUUGUGGUCAGGUGAUCUGGAGUUGUACUGGAAUCGACCAGAAACAUCAUAUCAUGUUGUUCCUUUGAAUGGAAAGCAACAAUUUCUUCAAUCCUCAGUGGUAUCGUAUGUUGAAUCCCUGACGAAGAUGAUCGAAGACAAAGCAGGGAGUCCUCACGCGCUUGAUAGAUUAUCCAUUUUAACCCCAUCUUAUCGUGGCGCUUUGCGUAAGCUGAUGGAACGUUGCCAUGGUGACCAGAGCCGAGUAAGAGGACUAGCACUAGUGGAACAUGCCAUGCACAUGCUGAGUGUGAUAGAGAUCAACAAUAUUCUGGGCAACGAGUAUGCGGUUGAUUGCAUCGAAGAUUGCAUCAGGCAGAUGCAGACUGCCACUUCGCCAAUGGAGAAACUGAAGAAAAAACUCAUUGGUUCCUUGAAUCAGUUGAAGACUCUGGAAUUAUCGAUCAAAGACCUUAAGCGCAUUUCAAGUCUGUUCACAUUUAGUGACAGGUAUCAAUAUCUUGUCAAGGAACUUCAGAACUUCAUUCGCAAAGUUCAAGAAGACGAAACGUCCAGGGCAAUUGUCUUCGUAAAGAUGCGAAAGACUGCAUACAAACUUGGUGAGCGGAUCAGACAAGAAGCUAGAAUUCUAGCUCAUCUUAACCCAGCUUUCCUUGUAGGUCAUGGACAGGCAAGUGAUGGAAUGGACUGGAGAGGAGAGCAGGAAGAGGUUUUAAAGAAGUUCCGCUCAGGCGAGGUUAAAGUACUGGUCAGCACCAGCGUGCUGGAGGAAGGCCUGGAUGUGCCAGUAUGCAACCUUGUUGUCCGUUUUGACAGCGCCCUCACUUUGCGGGCGCUAGUCCAGAGUCGCGGACGCGCUUCUCGCCGGCCGGAUAGCAAGUUUGUCGUAAUCUGUAGUGAUGCAAAGGAACAAACUGAUGCGUUUGAUGCAAUUAAGAAGGAGAAGAACAUGGAGCAAGCCAUGAGGAUACAGCAACUGUGGAAUUCCUCUAGUAGCCCCUUGCAAGGCGAGUCCUUUGGUUGCCACUUGAAGAAACCCGACUUCAGCCCUCCUGCUGAACCGGUGGAAGCUCCGUACCAGGAUCAGCCGCUGGAGCAGGAGCCCACUGCUGAAGAUGAAGACAUGGGAAUUGAGUACAGAAAUAGUCCAAUGACAAUCCAUGAAAGGGGGGAAAGCUUGGCUUCGGGAGGACCCAGAAAGAGAAAGAAAAAGUACAUUCCCAAUGUGACGGUUUCCAUACACAAUGUAAUUGUUGGAAGAGAGAGCAAGGAAAUUGGAUUUCUCACAGAGUUCUUUGAAGCGCACUUCGAAGUAAAAUCACUAAAAAGCGAACGUAUUGAGGCAGCAGUGGCAGUGGCGAAGGACGAAGCGUGUGAUAGAAGCCUUACAUCGGGCGUUCUUCGACUGAAUCUAGAGCCGCUUGAAAAUCAAGAUUUUCGCUCCAAGGAGAAAUUUUUUACUCAUAUUGCCGAGUCUUGGUGUUCUCGUUCUAAAAAACUGCGAAACCAAACAGAGAAACUUUGGCUUCGCCGUGCUGAUGCCGUUAGGAAUCACAAACGUAAACCAGUGCUGGUGAUUAAACCAGAUACCAUGGUUCUGGGAUAUUUUAUUAAUCAAGCCAGUUUCUGUGUCCAUUGGCCUUUUAAUCCCAGGUUUGAAAACAUUCGCGUUGCUUUUGAACAUGACUUGCGAACGAUGCUGGUUUGUUUCACGGUUCCCAAUCGUUUAACCCAGUGGAAGGUAGAUUUGUACAAACUUCAGAUUCGUUACAGCGAACUGCACGAAUUCGUGUUGGUGGAUAAAGCGAAAUCUUCCUCAUUCCACCAAAUCUAUGUAAAACUGAGACACCCUCCCCGCAUGUUCAAGGCAAAAAGCUUCAUUAAAAAAGACCAAGUUGACGAUGGAGAAGAAAACGACUUUGAAGAAUGGUACUUUGAGGAUGAGGACUACGAUUUUGACGACGACCCCGAUCGUCACCUUAGCGACGAAUCAGCUAGCAGCUCCGAAGAUGAACGAGGUAACAUCGGAAUUGAAGCUUCGCAAGAAGACGAGAAACCCGAUAAUGCAGCUCUACUUACGAGUUCGGAUAUCGCAAGUAUCGAUGAAGUGGUGAACUGGGAGCGUGUUACUGAAAUAGAAGAUAGCGGAGAUGCAUUUGGCCUAUGCUGUACUUACAACUUCACUUUUAAAGCCAGCGAAUGGGACGAGGUCAAAGAAGUACUAAGAACAAUCGCGAAAUACGACAAGAAGGUCUUUUUUGCCUCAAUGCAAAAGUCAGCAAGACGAUUGCCAGUUGUGAAUUUCCCCGAAGAGCUGCCUUUCAGCGUCAAAUACACUGCACAAUGCCUCCUACAUUCUUUUCCGUUUAUCAGAGGGAGAUUGACCCAUGACUUUAACACCAUGUUAGGUAGCAAGCCUGAAAAAGUCGUUUUGUUUGCCUUAGAAAAACUCGCUGCUGCCCUGCAACGGAAUAGUUUUUGUGACCCAGAAGGAGCGUUUAAAAGGCUCCUUGAUAAGAAGGAUUUUAAAGCCGGUGGAAUGUUAAAGCAGCUCAUUCCUUCCCAGUGCGCGUUGAUUAAGCGCAUGGUCAUUACCCCCACGCGCCUGCUGCUCUACACGCCGGAAGUGAUGUCCAAGAAUCGCGUGCUGAGAAAUUACAACACUGAUCAGUUUCUGUGUGUCAAUAUCCGCGAUGAAGACUUCUCGAGGCUUUCAUCCGCUGGAGGAAGCAUUGAGAAGAUUUUGGAACGCGUUAAACAGACUUUGGAUAGCGGGGUAAUAGCAGGCGGGGACUGGUUUUAUUAUCUUGGUUCCUCCAAUAGCCAGCUGAGAAACCACGGCUGUUGGUUCGUUCGACCUAGUCCACACCCGGAGGAGAUUCGACAAUGGAUGGGCGACUUCAGCAAAAUAAGGUAAUAAAAACAAUGUAAAACAGUCUUGAAUGUUUUAUAACUUGAAUUUGUUAUUCAGAGCUUUUUUGGUUACUUUAGUGAUUCACGCUUUCGUGUGUCUGAUCAAGUGUUUUCUCCAACAGAUGCGUAGCAAUUUUCAUGGCUCGUAUGGGGCAGUGUUUCUCAACAUCCAUGGACGCUGUGGGCAUAGAUGUCAACGAAGGAACCUCCUGGGGUAUGGAUGAGGAUAUUGAAACACUUGAUGGUGGUUACUGCUUCUCAGAUGGCGUGGGAAGGAUCUCUGACUCACUUGCACAGAAGGUAGGAAAGACGCCAUUAAGAUAAAUCAACAGUACUCCCUUGGCCCACACAACCGUUUUUUCCAAGUAGUCGUAUUUAAUGAAUUUUUAUUGCAUUUGUACGGCGAGUUUUAACUCGUCGUUAAAACGCCUAACAAAACUCAUUUGACAAAACAGACAGGAAACAAAAAUACCAGGUUUCAUCUCUGCAGAUGCACGUUAUUUUAACCUUCCGUAUCACUCUCGUCAAACCAUGGCAGUCUUCUAUCUUUUUACGCUGAUGGAUCGGCUUAAUCAAUUUCAUUGAUAAAACCAAAGUUUUUGUUUUAUUUAUAGGUUGCCAGAAAGAUUUCUAAAAAUUACGUGCCAUCUGCGAUUCAAAUUCGAUUUGCUGGCUGUAAAGGGGUGUUGACCCUUGAUCCUACACUUCCAGGGAAGAAAGCAGUUUUUCGACCGAGCAUGCGCAAAUUCGAGAGUCCGCACCGCCGUCUAGAGGUUUUACAGACGUCACGCCCUCAGGUUGUCUUUCUAAACCAUCAGCUAAUAAUGCUGUUGUCCAACCUUGGUGUCCCGGAUGAAGUGUUUCUCAAUUUGCAGCGCGCAAUGUUGGACAGACUUGCAGGUAAGGGAGUACCUCAAUGCUCAGAAGUUAGACCUAACCUUUUAGCUUUCUAGGCGGGCGCUUUUUCGCGCGUUUUUGGAUACACGGAUGAUGUAUUUAGCGAGUCCUUUUGAUCGGCUUUUCUGGUAUCUAUAUGGACAGUGCAGAAAAACCAGGGAUACUUACUAAUUACUCGGAAAACCCGGAAAAUCCGGUUGAAAAAUCAAAAGGCUCAUGCCUUUCCGUUUGGAAGGCUACAGAAAGUAUGAACUGUCAUUUGAGGUGAUGGAAGCUUUCUCCCAUCACGUCAAAUAUUAUAGUUUUAUGUUUACGCUCAAGUUUUUCAUCCGCGUGAUUUGUGCAAAUGGUAACCAGCCCAGCACUCCAUGACACCAGUGGGCACAGCGUGGAAAUAUUCAGCUCUUUCCCGCGUAACAUGACAGAAAAAGCCAAUAAAAAGCAUGGCCACCCUAUCUUUUUUCAAGUUUUGCGUAGCACCUAAGUUUCUUUCCGCAUGGUAAGGAGGAGCAAAAUCAAAGUGUUGAUACAAUCAGUUAUUUUUUUCUUUGUAAAGGAAUGCUAGUUAACGAACGUCUAGCUGUUCAACAAAUGGUAUCUGGGGCCAAGACAGGAAUUGGCUAUAUGCGCUUGUCAGAAGCGGGAAUGCAGCUGACCACUGAGCCCUUUUUCAAGUCGCUGUUGGUGGCACUUUAUAAGGACCGGAUGCAGAAUCUACUGAGUCGAGCCCGCAUUCUUUUACCACCAGCGGAAGCUCGACUUAUGAUUGGUGUCAUGGAUGAAACAGGGAUUCUGCAGCCAGGCGAGGUAAGGUUGGAAAUUGAUAAAAUGAAAAAUUUAUUAAUCGAUAGUGGAAGUAUGGCAAAAAGUUUCUGUCUGUAGCAGUUCUGAUUAGACCUCGGCUGAUCAAUGAAUCAAUCCUAUUUCUAAGGACCCUUUUCAGUAUUUUACUCAAGAUAUUCUGCCUGCCAUAUUCUGCGUGGUUUCACUGUAGCGAGAUGAUCUGAGCAAAGUGCCCAGUUGCGCUUUUAGAGAAUGUUUGACAGUCUCUCCUAAUUACUCUAUUGUAGUGCACUAAUUCUCUCAAAGAAUCCUAAAGAUCAAUUUUAUCCUUAAAUGAAUAAGCACAAGGUCCUGACACUAGUAUUUCAGGAAUCAGUUGGAUAACCAGCGCUGUUUAGAAAUAAUCGGACAGAUAAAGAUUUUAAGCAGUCUGCUGCACAGCUCUUUGUACAAUAACAACCAAGAAGGUCCAAAACAAACGUUCAAGACGACUCCCAAAUUUUACUUGCAUUACACCACUUUGAAAUAUAACCAAAAAGGUUUCAUUUGAAUUGUCACACUACAGGACCUCAUCCAAAGAAUAAAAAGUUAGAAGCACCUUGUGCAGCAUUAAAAAACGGCACCACAGGAAAGUACAGCUCAGUAGAUUUCAUCUGAAACUUUGGGAUUCCAUCCACAGAAUCAAAAGUUAGAACCACCUGGUACAUCAUAAUAGACAAUACCCCAGGAAAGUACUACUCAGUAGCUUUCAUCUCAAUGGUCGCACUUUAGGAUUCCAUCCACAAACUUAAAAGCUAGUCAGAACCCAGUGAGAGCCGCAGUACCACGGGAAAGUACUGCUCAGUAACUUUUAUUCAGAAUGGCUACACAUUGGAGUACUUUAGUAUUUAAUCCACAGACUCAAACGUUAGAACCAUCUUGUACAGCAUAAUAAACAGUACAACAGGAAAGUACUGCUCAGAAGCUUUCAUUUGAAUGGUCACACUUUAGAAUUUCGAACUUAACCGCAACAGUAAGAACUGCGAUACCUAUCGCCAUAACAAAAUUAAUUGAAAAUGUGAAAUUCAACGGGAAUUAUAGAGCUGAUUUUUACUAUUGAAGAUGAUUACUCUUUUUUACAAAUAAAUUGCUUUUGUCUAUUUUUAAGGUAUUUGUGCAGUAUUCCGCAAUGUCCUCGGAUCCUGAUCAUGAAGGAGAAUUCAGCAGAACAGCUCAACAGACUCUCACAGGACCCGUGGUAGUGACCAGAAAUCCAUGCCUUCAUCCGGGAGAUGUGAGACUGCUGACUGCAGUAUCUGCACCUCAGCUAGAUCAUUUGGUGGACUGUGUUGUGUUUCCAAAUCAUGGACCCCGUCCCCACCCUAGUGAGAUGGCAGGUAUAACCUACACUCAUAGUGAUGGCGACAACUUUAGAAACAAUUGUUUAUUUAUUUAUUUAUGUACUUGUAUCAUCAGCGUUAUUCCUAAUAUAUUUGAAGAAAAAAGGCAAAGGCAACAGAAAAAAUAAGAAAUUGCAAAACUUGUGCUUAAUAUUUUCAGACUUUCCCAAAUAAAAGCUUAGAUAAAACAUCCAGAUUUCAUUAUGGUCACACUGUUAGCAAGAAGCGUCUCAAUCAGCCCGAAUAACUUCAUCUUAAUCAUUGUAAUUAUAAUGAUAAUGCUGAAGAAAUAGGACCCUACUAAAAUUAUAAAUGUUUCUUCCUUAAGGCGGUGAUCUUGACGGUGAUUUAUACUUUGUUUGUUGGAUGAAAGACCUUCUGCCGCGAAGAAAACUUUUCUCGCCAAUGAACUACAAAUCGCCUCCAAAACGGGAACAUUUUGGACCAAUCACAACCCGUGAAAUGACCGAGUUUGUCGCUGAGUACAUCCGGUUUGACCAACUUGGCGAGAUUGACAACGCUCACAAAGCCCAAGCGGAUUCCAUUGAGGGAGGGGUGGAAGCGUCACUUUGCCUUAAGUUGGCAGAGCUUCACUCGCUAGCAGUUGAUGCGCCGAAGACCGGGGAGUGGCCCAAGAUGCCUAAAGAAGCCAAGGUCUCGGUUUUUCCAGACUUUAUGAUGAAGUCCGACAAGCCAAGCUAUCCUUCAGAGAAGGUUUUAGGCAAGCUGUAUCGUGAGUGCAGAGCGUUUAAGGAUAGCAUCGCGCGCGAUGUCCCUCUUAAUAAACCUCACAUUGUCCCAGACUUGUUGGUACCAAACUUUCAAAAGUAUCAAGAGGAGGCAAAGAGCAUUUACGAGGAGUAUUCUAACCAGGUAUUACGAUUUAUUUCCAAUAGUCACGUUUUGGUAGUCAGUCAGUCUCCAACACUGCUACCCUUUCAGAAUUGUUAAGGGACUAUUUUUUGUUUUGCGAGAAAGCAAAAAAGGUUUAAACAAAAUGCGCAUGCGUAGAGAGUUGAUAGAGUGUGCCUCUUCCCCAUUCUCAUCCGCAGAGCCCGUCGUUUCUUGGUCACGUGGUCCGUUACGAAUUAAGCCGACUGGCUCCAGCGACGAGAAUGGCCUCUUCCCUGGGUAUUUCGUUUAUCCUCUCUACGUCACGUCGAAAAAGUGACGCUGGAUUACGAGAGAGAUCCCCAAAGCCAGGCUUUAAUGGCCAGUUUACAGAUGUUUAAAGUUUUGAAAUAACGAUAUAGCAACCAAUUUCACCGAAGUCAGGGUUCGAAUCCCGGGAAGCCUGAAAAUUUUCAGGCCUUCUUUUCGCAAAUGUAUAAGUUGUGUAUUUAACUCUUACUGCGAUGAUAUUCUCUGCACUUAAGAAUAGUUUUUUUCGAAAAAAAAAAUGCUUUUUGUAUAUCUCAACGUUGGAUAAAUUGUGAAGUACCUUUUUGAAGGCUUAAAAGUUUUCACCGUUAUUCGGUACAUUGUAACUCUUCUAUAUAAGGGCUUACUACAGUUUUCAGAUGAAAACUAUCGACUUUUUCAAACUGGAACAUUUUUAGCAACUGAAGGCGGGUCUCUACUGAAGGUCUCUACCCCUUUUUGGGUGCUCACACAAUAUUUCGCGUUAUACUUCGCAAUAAAAUGUUUUAGAAGGAAAAAAUUAAGGAUAAUUUACAUCAAUUGUAGUGAUUAACAGUUCAGAAGAGGCCUUUAGUUGCUAAAAAUGUUCCAGUUUAAAAAAGUCGACAGUUUUCAUCCGAAAAGUGUAGUAAGCCACCUUAAGUCAUUGAAAAUGUUUCAUAUGUUUUUCGUUAGUUAUUAAAGAGGUCAUACGGUUUUUGUUUUACCCAGCUUCACGCAUUGAUGAACUUGUAUGGCAUUGAAAGCGAGGAUGAACUUCUCUCAGGCUGUUUUUCGAAACUGCAUUCUCGCCUUGGAAGAGAAAAAGUGGAGAUCGCCGAAAUCGUAAGCAAAAUUCUAGCGAAAAUACGCGAAAACUUCCGAAAAAAGUUCUUCGAAGAGUUCGAUCUGGCCGAAGAUGACCGAGGGUCCAGCGAAGCUAUUUCCGAAGAAUUGCAACAGAAGGCAUCGGCGUGGUAUUACGUCGCAUACAGUCACUCGAGAGUCGCCAAGGAAUCAGAGAAUUCCUCAGACGACCCCAUUCCGCAGUUUCUCAGCUUCCCGUGGCUUGUGGAUGACGUCAUGCUUUCAAUUCGACUUAGUAAGGCUUGUGAAGAACAACACUCACAAAGCGUGGUCACUUCAAUCAGCGACAGUGUCAUCAAACUGUUUGACUAUGAACGAGAUUCACUGGUACAAGGUUUUCACGACAGGAUACAGAAAAAGAGUGUCAUAUCACGUUCACUUCCGGGUGUUACUUUGGCCAUGUUUGGUUCCUCAGCGACAUUUCUCUUCCGGCAAGACUCUGACCUUGACCUUUGCGUUAUUUAUCCCACGCACAUCGCUCUUCGACAAAAGCUUGGACGAGACGAUCAGAUCACCGUGCUCAAAACCUUACUUCCGGUCUUAAGUAAUCUGUUUAAGCAUGCGCGGCUUGUGGAUCAUGCCCGGGUGCCGGUGAGUGUUCAUUCUUAUACCUAGUGUUGCGAUCCUUUUGGCCAGCGUCACAAGUCGCUUUAUAGCGCUAGCCGCUAGUCAAAAGGAUGGCGGUGCCUCUCUUUGACCCUCAGAUAAAAAUUUACUGCAAUUUGGCGGCCAAGGAGGGGGUUUACCUGAGAUGUGAAAAUUCUAAGGAUUGGUUGAUUUACGCUCUUUUUCUCAUUGAUUUGUUGGAGUUCUGCAGUGAAAUUGUGAUAGCAAUAACGAAGUAGAAAAAGGAAGCUACAGUCGGUGGAUACCACUUUCCAGGUGACUUGCCUAUGCGCAUGUGCAUAGUACUGGUCAUUCUACGGAUGGUGUCUGAGUACCUCCCUCUAUCUUUUGUUUUAACUUUGCAUAAUUCUUUUUAUUUUUUAAUAUGAUCAUAUCCACAUUUAAUUCCAGGUGAUUACCUGUGACAAUCCCGCAAAGCGAUCUGGCUCACUGGCAAGCGUUAAAGGUGAUGUCACAGCGUCAUGCGAUGGCCUUCUGAAAGCCAUUGUCUUAUCAAGCUACAUUAAAUCAUACCCAGCUCUCCUACCUGUUCUCCGUCUUCUUAUGAACUGGGGUCAAGUGACAGGUCUCUUGGGGCACGGGGUAGACGCGGGAAUCAAGUCGAACUUGUUAACGUUCCUAUUUCUGAUAUUCUGCGUUUCCAAAGGACUGGUGAAUGAUUUCAGUUGGGAACACGUUUGGAACCGGUGUUUUCAAAUUGCGACUGGCAGAAUCAAUGACGCAGUGCUCAAACAAGAAUGGGACAGGGUUAUGAGCUCUUUUCAAUCAACAGAAACCUCGGAUGCUAAGAAAAGUGGUCCACUGAUUAUGGGCGAUCAGCAAAUAGGCGAGAUUCUACUGACAUUUUUCCAAGCCUACAACACAACCCUCGACUUGGCAAUCCCACAAACCUUCGCUUCCUUACUGGGCGUGCGCAAACUUGAAGAACUUCUUGACUCAGAGCAUCUGCGGCUCCUUAAGGAACACAUGCAACGCGCAUUUCAUCUUCUGGCGCUUUAUGGCGAUGCUGAAGUGCUCCUCACCAUAAGCGCUUCGGAAAUCGAUCGCGUCAUAUUUCUAUCUCAGGCACUGUCUUACACCAUGGCCGGUUCAGAAAGGCAUAACGCUUUUGAACUCUCGAAAAAGACUGGGGCGAGGGUAACCAUUCGUCCCAGUCUCCCGGGAUCAGGAUUUGGCCUUGUUUUACAAGCUAUUGGUACCGAGUCCGCUGUGGCGUCGGUGGAACGGGCGCUAAAUGCCAUGGCAACGCAGGCACUGCGCAACAAGGCAGCGGUUAUGUCAGUGUGUUUUGUGAAGGAAGCUAAACACAUGAUUUUUGAAGGUAACAUGUCUCCUUCAUUAAGGGGCGGUGGAGAAGUGUCCUGACAUUUUUGUUUGGCCAUAAUCAUUUGCUGCCCAAAUAUCCCUAUAACAUCCCUUAUUGUGAACAUACAAAAUUUUCCUUUCCGGGGGGGGGGGGAAAUAAUGAAAGACCAAAUAGCAUCAAGCAUUCAUCUUUCGACCUCAUCAAAGAAGCAGAUUAGUGCUUUAGCAACCGGAAGUGACAUCAUACAUCAGUCAAGUAUGAGUAUACAAAAUUCUGAUAAGUGCUUACUCCCUCUCGCGCUCUCAUUUCUCCAUAUUUUUUUCCUUCCUCAAAUUUUCGUUUCCACAUUCUGAAAAAAAAAAUUGUGUCGAGUAGUACUAAAGUCAGCCCAAUAAACUAUGAUAGUUUUUUGUUUGGAGAGCUUCAUAUAUAAGUGAAGCACGGUGCACCCUCUAUCCCAGGGCCCACGUCUCUUUUUUCCGGGUUGAAGUGGAGAAAAGAGACCCUGGGAACGAGGUUGGCAAUCGUGUUGGUCUAUUUUAAGGUUGCCUAAGCGAUGACGACGGUGUCACCUUGGUACCGUACUAUGGAAAUCAUCACCCCACUCAUGAUAGUCUGGCUUUGUACGUACCCAUGUUGGCGAGCCCGAGGUCUGGACUGCGCAGAAUCGGAGCGGCAUACACGCGACAUGAGUUCCUGAGCUUCGCAGAGAGAUUUCAUACUCAAGUGCAGGUAUUACGAUUAUCGGAUUAGUAAGAGAUAAACUGCUCACCACUCCCCUCCCCUGCGCUUUGCGCAGGCGUCAUGUAUUUGCUUCGAGAUUUGAUUGGCUCGUUUGAUUGUCUCACAAGCGCCCUGAUUGAGCACAGUAAUUACGUUGGUUUCAAAUCAAAAUUGCUCCAAGGCGAAAUGUAUUGUGGGUCAAACUUUAGAGUCAAUGAAUGAAAUCAUAUGGAAAACUUUUAGAUGAAAAGUACUUUGUUUUCUUAGAAAUGUCACAAAACGAAAAUAGAGCUUGGUCUUGAAUUUGAAGGGGAAAACGUAUUCUUUAAACCGUCAAUAAUCUCGUUUUUUUAACUCAUUUCUUUUUAGGUAAUUGAGAGGGAUUUUGUGCCUACAAUUCAUGGUGAAAUGGAAUUUGCCAUUCAUUUUGGGCGUCUAUACGUGUUGAACGUUCCAAAGUCCUUUACAGAGGACACCGAAGCGCCGAGCGUACGUAUGUUUCAGACAAAUCUCACGCGAGGCUACAAACCAAGGCCAAGCGUCUUGUCCGCCCCUCGAAACGUUAGAAAAUAUGGCAGAUCGCGCGUCAUCUGUACUGGGGGAAAAUUAAAAACUCGAUUACACAGGAUGCGAAAGGGAAUCGAAGUAACGAAGGACGGAAAGAAAAUUCCUAAAGAAAAAGCAUCCCGAAGUUCCUUCUUUACUGUCGUUUCAUCGCGAGAGAAAGUUGACAGUUUCUUAUCCCAGCGUGGCUUUUCAGUUCACGCGGAAUCUGCAGAGAAGUACUCGGUUGAAAUUCACACCGAUCACGAGUUUUUAGUGAUAACGGACAAAGCUUUUAACUUUCUCGAGAUUAGGUUGCCAAAGUUACGAUGGUGUGCGGUGGAUGUUAAGAGGGCAUGGAAGGAAAACCCUGAGGAACAUGACAUGACCGAUUUGGACGGAGUUGAGACUGAUGUGCGUUUUGUUCUGCAGGUACUGAAUAAAUGAACAGUAGUUUCCAUUUAUUGUUGUUGUCAUUUGACAAUUUGUUUAAAAUGGGUACCACAAAUUACUGUAAAGUAUUCUUCUCAGUAACUGUCUAAGAAAACAUGUCAGUUAGACUGUGACAGCUCGUCUACGUCCCCCACUCUUUUUUAACGAUAUAAUGGGUUUCUUUCACGUACCCUUCUAAUUGACACUCAUGUAAGGAUGGAGGCAUGGCCACUAAUUUAACAUCACCAUACAAAGCUUAAAGACGCGAUCGUUUGAACUGCUGAACUGAAGCAAGGCCUGAAUCACAACCACACAAAUGGAGCAGCCAGCAUAACAAUCUUACCAGAUUAUUUAGAGACAUUGGUUACUGGUACGGUGGGGGUCUGAACUCGCGGCUUUUCGUUCAGCAGACUGACACUCUCCCAACCGAGAUAACUGGGAGGCGGUUAAGUAGUUUUUAUUUGUAUUGUCACGCAUUAGCAUUUUGUCCACAGACGCAAAAGUUAGAACCACUUUGUAGAGCACAAUAAACAGUACCACAGGAAAGUACUGCUCAGUCUUUCAUUUGAAUGGUCACACUUAAGGAUUUCAUCCACUGAAUCAAAAGUUAGAACCACCUUGUAGAGCAUAAUAAAAAGUACCACAGGAAAGUACUGCUCAGUAGCUUUCAUUUGAAUGGUCACGCUUAAGGAUUUCAUUAACAGACUCAAAAGUAAGAACCACGUUGUACAGCACAGUAAACAGUACCACAGGAAAGUACUGCUCAGUAACUUUCAUUUGAAUCAGGGUCACACUACAGGAUUUCAUCCACAAAGUCAAAGUUAGAACUAUCUUGUGCAGCAUAAUAAACUGUACUGCAACAAAGUACUGCUCGGUAGCUUCCAUUUUUAAGGAUGUCAUUCACACACUCAAAAAUAGAACCACCAUGUACACCUGGUGUACAGCAUAAUAAACAGUACCACAAAAGAGUACUUUCAUUUGAAUGGUCACACUUCAGGAUUCCAAGGACAGACUCAAAAGAAAGAACCUUAUAGACAGCACCGCAGAAAUUCAUUUACGAGGUAACACCUUCGCAUUUCAUCCACAGAUUGACCAUAAAGUUAAAACCAACUUAAUCAGCGUGUAGACUCAGAAGUUUGACAUAAAGCCCCUGAACCUUCUUCUCCCCUUCUGCUGAUAUUUUUCAUGAUAGGCCAUUUUACUUUUACUGCAGACCCGUCGUUCGUUGCGCCCAGAUGACAUCCGGGGAUCUAAUUAUGAGCAGUACCGGGAUGCAUUGCGGCCUCAACCUCAUCCGCAAUCCACCCGGAGUCCAUUCGUAGUGAAACCGGAAAUUUGGAAGGAAGUAGCUAUGAUUCGCCACAAGAAAUCCCGGAUAUAUCGAGUCAAGGAUUCCACGUGCACUGUAAGCGAGUUUAGGAAAUCACUCAGUGUAAGUGUGAACGAGGUCACAGAGUAUUCUCGCCCCACUAAGCACGCUUCUGCCUUUAGCAAAGUGUUCACACGGUGUGAAGUUGCUGUCAAAGCCGGUUUACCUACUACUUGGAGCAACAGGGAGUCGCUGGAACAGUUGUUGAGGGAUGUUUGGGCGUUCGGGUUUGCUUUCGCCUCUCACAUGUCCGAUUAG
Molecule: messenger RNA, 14316 nt
Organism: Porites evermanni
Lineage: Eukaryota; Metazoa; Cnidaria; Anthozoa; Scleractinia; Poritidae
Source: the annotation of a GenBank genome assembly